UUCUCAGCACUGUGUGUCGGGGCGGUCCUUCCGGCCAGUGUGGGGACUCACGGCGACGCCGCGGUCAUGAGCCGGCCCAGCCGGUUGCAGAGGCAAGUUCUGAGCCUGUACCGCGAGCUGCUGCGCGCCGGGCGCGGGACGCCGGGCGCCGAGGCCCGGGUGCGGGCCGAGUUCCGGCAGCACGCCAGCCUUCCGCGAACCGACGUGCUGCGUAUCGAGUAUCUGUAUCGCCGGGGUCGGCGCCAGCUACAGCUGCUGCGUUCCGGCCACGCCACGGCCAUGGGUACCUUCGUGCGCCCGCGGGGUCCGGCUGAAGAGCCCGGCGACGCGACAGCCCCGGGGACCAGGCUGGAUGAUGGUGGUGCCCCAAAGAAUUCUUGUGAAGGCACAGGGGCGCGGGAGACGCGAUCCGAUGGACGGUGACAGACAGACCUAGAGAAAGGUUCCUUCUGACAGUUUGGGGAGGAUCGGGAACUCAUCUAAAUGGAAGCCGAGAUGUCUUGAGAGACAAUCGAAUUUUCCCGAUGCAUGGUGAGAGAUCAGACACUCCCUCACCAAGGAGGUUCCGGGCAUUCUGUGGCACUGGCGGACUGCAUAAGACAUGCUGUGAUACCCCAACCCAAUGUCAAAGAGAGAGCACAGGCGCACGUUCUCCACCCGUCAGGGCCGUGACACCUCUUGACAGACAGCUCUCUUGACUUCUAAGAACACACCCACCUCCCCACUCCCCGCCCCUUGCUGUUUUUAACGCGGAGAAGACAGACUUUUUGCCGCGCUCGUUUAAUAGAAUACCCUGAUGAACCGUGAGAAACUUGGCAGUCUGACUCGUUGUGAAGAACCGGGUUCAUGAGGGAGGUUACAGUAGCUCAUCCCAGCUGAUGAGCCUGAGACUCUUGGGGAAUCCCUAGUCUCUACUCCUGUUAGUCCUCCUCAGGAUUCUUGCAUAAAGGGAAUAAAUGUGAGGUGUGCUCUCUUCCUUGUUGAUUGUCUUAA
Molecule: messenger RNA, 993 nt
Organism: Mus caroli (Ryukyu mouse)
Lineage: Eukaryota; Metazoa; Chordata; Mammalia; Rodentia; Muridae
Gene: Sdhaf1
Product: succinate dehydrogenase complex assembly factor 1
Biological process (GO): mitochondrial respiratory chain complex II assembly
Cellular component (GO): mitochondrion
Source: RefSeq, a predicted model, not a curated record